Molecule: messenger RNA, 5330 nt
Organism: Dreissena polymorpha
Lineage: Eukaryota; Metazoa; Mollusca; Bivalvia; Myida; Dreissenidae
Product: ankyrin repeat domain-containing protein 10-like
Exons: 6
Coding region: 127-1599 (490 amino acids)
Molecular function (GO): protein binding
Source: RefSeq, a predicted model, not a curated record
AAUCUGCAGGUGCCCCAAAAGAAAACAUAUUUUGAUGGCGAAGUUUUUGAAUAUCCAUCUGCUAAAUGUUUAUUAACUGACACAAUUAUUAAUUAUUCUACUUAACUUGAUUCUAUCAUUAUCAGAAUGUCUUUCAGUCUUUUGAAUGAAAAUUGGAGUAAUUUAUGUGAAGGCAUUUUGGUGCAAAAUUUUCCAUUGCAUAGAUCAUGCCGAGACGGCGACAUAGAACAACUCAAUUCUUUGUUGUCGACCGGCAACGUGAAUUUGUAUGAAGAAGACGAUUUCUAUGGCUGGACACCUAUUCACUGGGCAGCAUACUUUGGAAAAUUGCAAUGCUUAAUGCGACUACUUGAAAAUGGAGGAAGCUGUGAUGCAACAACAGAAAGACUUAACCAGACUCCUGCACACAUUGCUGCUUAUGGUGGGCAUUGUCACUGCCUUAAGUGGCUUCUCCACUGUGGUGCCACAAUCAAUAGACAGUUGGCAUGUUUGCGACGUUUAAUACACUUCCUGGAGGGCACUGGUGUACAAGGCUGUGACAUAGUCUCAAGCAAGUUCUCCCAAACCCCAGUACAUUUAAGUGUAUUUGGUGGACACCCACAGUGUUUAUACUGGUUGAUCCAGUCCAAAUGUGAUGUUAAUUUGCAGGACUACAUGGGUGAGACGCCCAUUCACAAAGCGGCUCGAACUGGCAGCAUGGAGUGUGUCAGCCUGCUAGUGUCCCAGGGGGCUAGGCUGAGUGUCCGUAACCAGAGUGGCAACACAGCCUGUGAGGUAGCUGCCUCAUCAGGAUAUCAAGAGUGUGCAAAUUACAUCGAACAAGCUGCUCAUCUGCAGGCACAGUCAUCCACCAUCCAUCCUACUCAAAAUGGCUUCAACCAUGCUCAAUUGAAUGGCAGAAGCUCUCCUGAGGGCCAAAGCAGCACCCAGACUCACUUUAUUUCCACAAACACAUAUCACUCUCAUCCUUAUUACGCUCAGAAUGGUGGAAUCAGUAAUGGUGUCCACAUACCCUUGUCCAACGAUUUGAAUCUCAGCAAUAAUAACAAUGAGAACUGUGAUAUGGAGAUGGGAGACACUUGCGAUGAGUUGCCGUUUAGAAACGGAGUUUCAAAUAGGGAUGUGUUGCUGAAUAAUGGCGUGUCCCAGAAUCUCGUACCUCUGGCUGGAAAGAAGAGGGGAAGGGAGGAUUUUGACCAUGGCUGCUUUAAGAGAGCUAAAAACGAAGAUCACAUGUUUGAAGCCCAGAACAGAUUCGUGUCUUCGCAAGUUACCAUAGCAACAGGUUAUAAUGGAGUUCAUAAUAGUGAUAACCACUGCAUCAAUGGCUUCUCAAACAAAUUAUCAGGCAAUCAGUCACCAGAUGCAAAUGGUUUCCAUGACAAUCCAGUGAAUAUGGAGGGCGAUGUCAGAUACCAUACUUCGAUGACAGUUCAGACGGAGUUCGGUUGUCAUGGGGACAGUGUGGUUGAAAUGGCAACCACAGUUAGCCCUUGUAAUGGCAAGUGGGUGGGAAGAAGUGUUGCCAAUGAUAAUCGAGAGCCAUUCAACUGCCUGAAAUUCCGUAUCCCGCCUGCAAAAUGUAGCCACUUCAUUUAACAUUAUGUAUUUGCAGAUUUUGAAUUGUUUUGUUUUGCACUGUUUAUACUGCAUUUCAGCUCACCUGGGCAUAAAGUGUUCAUGGUGAGCUGUUGUGGUCACCCAAUGUCCAGCAUUGUGUGUCGUUUACUGUUUUCCAUUAAUUUUAAGCUGGUUAUCACUCAUUUUUUUAGCGGGUUGUCUUAUUUUUUCAUCCAAAGUUGAUGAAACUAUGAAAAUGUAAACAUAGAAAAUAUCUAAGUCUGUCACACGUGUCUAAAAAAUAAGGUCACGAGGUCAAAUCUGAGAAAAAACUGUUUACCACUAUAGAGGCCACAUUUUGUAUUCAAUCUUGAUGAAAUGAUGACAGAAUGUUUAUGUUUACAAUAUCUAAGCCAAAUUUGAAUGUUGGUCAUGUGCAUCCAAACAUUAGGUCACUAUGUCCAAGGUUAGGAAAAACUGCUGGACACAUUUAUGACUCGAUCAUGUCAAAAUUUUAAAGAAUGUUUAUCUCGUCUAGAAGGUGGUUGAAUGUCAAUCAUUUGCAUCGUAAAACUAGGUCACAAGGUCAAAUUUUAGAAAACCUUGAAACCACUAGAGAUUACAUUUAUUAUUUUAUUCUAGAUGAAACUUAAUCAUCAUCUUUACAAUUUCUAAGCCACCUUUUUAAUCGGAGUCACAUACAUCCAAAAACCAGGUCACCAGGUUGAAUCCUAGUAUAAAGCUUGGUACCACUGUAGAGACAAAUGUAUAACUCAAUCAUCAUCAAACUUGGUCAGAUCCUUAUGAUAACAAUAUCCAGGCCAAGUUUAAAUAUGUGUCACAUGCAUAAGAAAACUAGGCCAUCUUUGUGAUGCAGUUUUGAUAAAAACUUGGUCUGAAUGGUUAUCUCGCAAAUUUAUAGGCCAAGUUUGAAUGUAGGUCAUGCAUGUCCAUAAAUUAGGUCACUUUGUCAAAUGUUGAAAAUAAAUCUGGUUGCCACUCCAGAAGUCAUAUUUCUGACUAAUUCUUAAGGAAAUGUUGUCAAAAUGUUAACAUUGUUAAUAUCGAUGCCUCAUAAUCUGAGUCAAGUGAGGUCAAUAACUAGAUCACCAGGUCACAUUUUCAAUAAUUCAAUAAUUUGUAUUCCAAAAUCUUAUGUGAGUGAUUUAAGACCUAAAUGGUCCUCUUGUUUUAUUAUAUAAGGGGAAAUUUCCCACAGAGCUUUCAAAUACAUUGUAGAUGUACAUGUAGGAAAUCACUUCCAAAAUCAACUUCUAUGGUAUUGCGAAUCUUGAAAACAUGGCUGGAACAGUUAAAUAACUUUGGCAAAAUGAAACAAAAGCUAAAAUUCCUUUAUUAGUAAAUAUUAAUUUUUCUCGGCGUUUUCGGAGAAAACCCGAGGUAUUGUCAUAGCCAGCUCGUCGUGUCGUCUGACGUCUGUCGUCCGCGUUGUGCUAAAACCUUAACAUUGGCUCUAAAAUCUAAGUGCUUCCACCUACAACUUUGAAACUUCAUAUGUAGAUGCACCUUGAUGAGUUCUACACGCCAAACCCAUUUUUGGGUCACUAGGUCAAAGGUCAAGGUCACUGUGACCUCGAAAAAAGAAAAAGAAACUGCACCCGUAGCCGAGCGAGGCACCCGUUAUGCGGUGCUCUUGUAAUUUGUUAUUUUAGCUGUCAAAAGUCUAUUAAAGUUUUCAGUAAUUUGGCUCCUCUUUCAAGAAUUUUGAUUUUAUCAAUAUCACCGGCAGUUGAAAGGUAAAGUGAUUUUUUCACCAUUAUGUGAGUGAUUUCUGCUGAGGACUCGGACAUUACUCUUUGAGGGGGAGCAUUAUUUACUUUACUCAGAAACAUUCCUACGAUAUAUAUUUUAAAACAACAAAAAUGUGGUACCUUCAGGAACAAAUCAGGCAAAUAUGCAGACUUAAUAUAAAAAACAAGCACUCAUCAACAUUGAGGGUUUAUAUACGUUUCAAUAUGAUUAUUAUUAUUGAUUUAAUUAUUCUUGUUAUAUUUUUAUGCCCCUGGAUCGAAAGAUUGGGGUAUAUUGUUUUUGGCCUGUCUGUAUGUCUGUCAUUGUAUGUGUUUGUCCCAAAACUUUUACCAAAACUUUAACCUUCGUUUAAGUUUGAUCAUAACUUUUUGAAUAUUGAAGAUAGCAACUUGAUAUUUGGCAUGCAUGUGUAUCUCAUGAAGCUGCACAUUUUGAGUGGUGAAAGGUUAAGGUGAUCCUUCAAGGUCAAAAGUCAAAAAAUACAAUCCAAGGGAAGUAAUAAGCUUUAAAAGGGAGAUAAUUUGUAAACCUGCCAAAUGAUACAUUGAAAUUUUAUUUCAAAGCGACGCUAUAGGGGGCAUUGUGUUUCUGACAACACAUCUCUUGUUUGUCUUUACUUAUAGAGAAUGUUUUUAAUUAUUGGCCAAUCAGGAAACAUAACAUGUUAACACCAUGGCAUGUUAACAUUGUUAAGUACAAGGUAUAUAAGACGAUUUACUAUGGGAAAGUCAUGUUACUUUUUAUGUCCCCCACUAUAGUAGUGGGGGACAUAUUGUUUUUGCCCUGUCUGUUGGUUGGUUGGUUGGUUGGUCUGUUGGUCUGUUGGUUGGUCUGUUUGCGCCAACUUUAACAUUUUGCAAUAACUUUUGCUAUAUUGAAUAUAGCAACUUGAUAUUUGGCAUGCAUGUGUAUCUCAUGAAGCUGCACAUUUUAAGUGGUGAAAGGUCAAGGUCAUCCUUCAAGGUCAGAGGUCAAAUAUAUGUGGCCCAAAUCGCUUAUUUUAUGAAUACUUUUGCAAUAUUGAAGAUAGCAACUUGAUAUUUGGCAUGCAUGUGUAUCUCAUGGAGCUGCACAUUUUGAGUGGUGAAAGGUCAAGGUCAUCCUUCACUAGGUCAAGGUCAUCCUUCAAGGUCAAACGUCAUAUAGGGGGACAUUGUGUUUCACAAACGCAUCUUGUUAAAAAAUGUUUUGUAAUUAUAUGUUAAUUUGGAGACAAAUACAUAUAUGUCUUUAAAUCAUGCUAAGAAUUAGUUUUGUAUUAGGUAUAUAUUUAUUGAUCAUUCACUCUGCUUAUUGUAAUUUGUAUUUGAUUUAAAUGUUCAUAUAUAAUGGAGCUACUGUGUUACUGUACUGUUCUGUUUUUGUUGUUGCUCACUUCCAUAUCAAUAUGUAUAGUAUAAAUGUAUCUUCAAUCUUAGCGUUUGAAAAGAAAUGAUAGAGCUGUUUAGUAGUAGUAUGGUUAUUGCUAGUGUGGACACAUUAUGCUUUGUGUGUAUGAUAGACCUACAGAUUUAUGUAACUCAAGUGUGUAUGGCCGCUAUCUUCAGCAAGUUUGAGCAUGUCUUACCAUUCAGAGUUUGUGGAAGUUUCAUGUAACAUAAUUAUGUCCUGAUUUGUACAUCAAUGGCUUGCAUGGGUUGUGAACUCAAAGGCUAUUUGACUUGUGGCUAGGAACCAUAUUAAAGCUUGUUUAUUUCGUACUUCUUAAUAUUCUAACACUUGUUUCUAAUUGUGUACAAAAAAACACCCUGUUUGUAAAAUGUUGUAAAAAUAUUGGCAUUAAUCUCAGCUGUGUUAUUCUCAAUGCAACAGCCUUGUCACAGUUUGAUCGUGAUAUGGUCAUCACAUGUUUUCUAGUUGCAGAGUCCAUGGCCUCAAAAAGCAAGUUUACUGGUUGGCUGUACAACAAUGGUCAUGUGAUCAGGAGUCAUGUGCCAUCAGGUCAAAUGAUCACAUCAGAAGGUCACAUGACUGGUGCUAAUUCCAUGACAGCUGUG